Myxocyprinus asiaticus (Chinese sucker) is the source of this 9727-nucleotide messenger RNA. Its product is annotated as cytosolic purine 5'-nucleotidase. Gene Ontology annotation, molecular function: 5'-nucleotidase activity. The record is from RefSeq and is a predicted model, not a curated record. NCBI's taxonomy places the organism in Eukaryota, Metazoa, Chordata, Actinopteri, Cypriniformes, Catostomidae. Bases 6688 to 8244 code for a protein of 518 amino acids. The transcript has 17 exons.
UCAUCCUUCUAUGAGGUGUCCAUAGGAAGACUUGUGAUGGGAUUUGAAUCUGUGAGAUCACUCUGUCAUUCUCCCUUCCUCUAGCUACAUCUUUGUUCUUCAUGCUCUUUAACAUAAUUGCCCUGUAGCAUAACAAUUCAUUUAUUCCACAGAGUAAAUGCAGAUUCAGUUUUUAUUUUCCACAACAAAUGCGUAGUUUGUAAAAUAUAUAUACUACCAUUAAUUUAACUAAGAAUAUUAGGAAUUAAUAUUCUUAAUUGUGCCAUUAGAAAACAAUGGACUAUAAUACAUUUUCAUGCCUUGUGAAAUACAAUAACAAAUAAACUCAGCAAAAAAAGAAACAUCCUCUCAUUUUCAACUGCUUUUAUUUUCAGCAAACUUAACGUGUAAAUAUUUGUAUGAACAUAAAAAGAUUCAACAACUAAGACAUAAACUGAACAAAGGGGGGGUCAAAAUCAAAAGUACCAGUCAGUAUCUGGUGUGGCCACCAGUUGCAUUAAGUACUGCAGUGUACCUCCUCAUGGACUGCACCAGAUUUGCCCGUUCUUGCUGUGAGAUGUUACCCUACUCUUCCACCAAGGCACUUGCAAGUUCCCGGACAUUUCUAGGGGGAAUAGCCCUAGCCCUCACCCUCCGAUCCAACAGGUCCCAGACGUGCUCAAUGGGAUUGAGAUCUGGGCUCUUCUCUGGCCAUGGCAGAACACUGACUUUCCUGUCUUGCAGGAAAUCACGCACAGAACGAGCAGUAUGGCUGGUGGCAUUGUCAUGCUGGAGGAUCAUGUCAAGAUGAGCCUGCAGGAAGGGUACCACAUGAGGGAGGAGGAUGUCUUCCCUGUAAUGCACAGCAUUGAGAUUGCCUGGAGUGACAAGCUCAGUCUGAUGAUGCUGUGACACACUGCUCCAGAACAUGAUGGACCCUCCACCUCCAAAUCAAUCUCGCUCCAGAGUACAGGUCUUGGUGUAACGCUCAUUCCCUCAACGAUAAACGCGAGAUCAUCACCCCUGGUGAGUCAAAACCGCGACUCGUCAGUGAAGAGCACUUUUUGCCAGUACUGUCUGGUCCAGCGAAGGUGGGUUUGCGCCCAUAGGUGACGUUGUUGCCGGUGAUGUCUGGUAAGGACCUGCCUUUCAACAGGCCUACAAGCCCUCAGUCCAGCCUCUUUCAGCCUAUUGCAGACAGUCUGAGCCCUGAUGGAGGGAUUGUGCGUUCCUGGUGUAACUCAGGCAGUUAUUGUUGCCAUCCUGUAUCUGUCCCACAGGUGUGAUAUUUGGAUGUACCGAUCCUGUGCAGGUGUUGUUACACAUGGUCUGCCACAGCGUAGACGAUCAGCUGUCCUUCCUGUCUCCCUGUAAUGCUGUCUUAGGCAUCUCACAGUAUGGACAUUGCAAUUUAUUGCCCUGGCCACAUCUGCAGUCCUCAUGCCUCCAUGCAGCAUGCCUAAGGCACAUACACGCAGAUGAGCAGGGAGCCUGGGCAUCUUUCUUUUGGUGUUUUUCAGAGUCAGUAGAACGUUUUUAUAACUGUGACCUUAAUUGCUUACCGUCUGUAAGCUGUUAGUGUCUUAACGACCAUUCCACAGGUGCAUGUUCAUUAAUUGUUUAUGGUUCAUUGAACAAGCAUGGAAAACAUUGUUUAAACCCUUUACAAUAAAGAUCUGUAAAGUUAUUUGUAUUUUUACAAAAUUAUCUUUAAAAUACAGUGUCCUGAAAAAGGGACAUUUCUUUUUUUGCUGAGUUUACAUACCUUUUCUACAAUACCUUUAUAAAUGUUUGUUUAAAAAAAGCCAAAUCUGCUUGCUUAUAUCUUUUAAUCCCCUCACUUACAAUGAAAAAUCUUACCAGAUUUUUGGUACCCAAAUUUAAAUCUUUGUGUCUAAGUGCAAAUGUGAUAGAUCAUAAUUUUUCAUAUAGUGCUAUUGUUUCAUGUAUUUCAUAUCAAUAUAAAUAAAGUGUUCAUAGUUUUACAAGAUGGGUUCUAUCACUGUCAUUUAUUUAAAAAAAAAUAAAUAAAUAUAUUUUGUUGCACAGCUGUGUUCAGCGGACUGAGUGUUUGCAUGCAUUAUUUUGUUAUUUAUUUUCUUAGGUUGAUAUUGAUAUUGCCCUGUUUGGUCACACUAUAUAUUAGGUGGCCUUAACUACUAUGUAAUAACAUUAAAUACAUACUAUGUAUUUACUGUGUAACUUACAUGUUGUUCUGCAAAAUGCUCACAUUUGCUGUUACUGAGGUUGAGGUACGGGUAGGUUUAGGAGUUAGGUUAAGGGUUGGGUUAUGGGUAAAGUUAACAGUGUAACUACAAAUGUAAUUAAAUGCAAGUACAUUAAAUGUAAUUACAAUGCAACAACAUGUACACUGGCGGCCAAUAAUGUACAGAUUUUGCUCUUAUGGAAAGAAAUUGGUACUUUUAUUCACCAGUGGCAUUCAACUGAUCACAAUGUUUAGUCUGGACAUUAAUAAUGUGAAAAAUUACUAUUAAAUUAUUAUUAUUUUUUAAUUCAGAACUUAAACUACUUCAAAGAGUUCUCAUCAAAAAAUCCUCCAAAUGCAGCAAUGACAGCUUUACAGAUCCUUGGCAUUCUAGCUGUUAGUCCAGAUACUCAGGUGGCAUUUCACCCCACGCUUCCUGUAGCUACUGGCAGUCUGAUCAUUCGCCACUGACCACAUGAUAUUGAUGAAACGCCUAAUGUUAUCAGAGGAGCUACGGCCCCAAAUAAACCCCACCUGAUCUAUAUGUAUAAGAGAUGUCAUAACCUUACUUAAGCGGUUAGCCAAAAUUUUUGACAAUAUUUUAACGUCUUGCUGGAUCAGGGAAAUUGGAUGGUAACUCUUACAGUCGCUUGGAUCUUUGUCCUUUUUAAGAAUCAGACUGAUCCGGGCUUGCAUCAUGGUUGUCAGAAGCUUUUCAUUCUUUAAUGAUUCCGUAUAAACUUCCAGCAAAAUUGUAGCCAAUUCUGUAGCAUAAGAUCUAAAAAAAAUUCAGCGGCAAAGCCAUCUGGCUACGGAGCCUUGCCUGUAGGCAAGGCCUUAAUUGCCUCACCAAGCUCCUCCAAGGUUAUCUCAGAAUCAAGAGAAUUUCAACAAGAAACAAAGUUACUAAUAUCCUCAUCAGUAGACGGAAGACGUGGUACUAUAGAGAUCAAGAUAGAAUUCUUUAAAAGCAUUAUUAAUAUCAAUGGCCGAGGUAAAUAUUUCACCACCAGCAGAUUUCACUGAGGGAAUGGUAGAAAUGGUCUCCGUUUUAUAUAUCUAGCCAGAAGUUUUCCUGCCUUUUCCCCCAACUCAAAGUAGGACUUUCUUGCCCUGAAUAGCCAAAACUCCACCUUCCUUGACAAAAUAGUGUUAUAUCUCUAUUUCAAUCGGGUCAAUUCUCUGAGGUCAUCAGACGACAUUCUGCGCUUCAGCUCUGCCUCUGCAUUUUAAUAUUCCCUUCUAACUCCACGAGUUCUCGUGCUUUGGAUUUUUUUGUGAAUGAGGUAUACUGUAUGAUCUGGCCCCUAAGAACCGCCUUAAGUGCCUCCCAAGCCAUGCCCACAGAGGACCAGUUGGUCUCCAUAUAAACAUUGAUUUCAGCCUUUAACAUUUGUUGGAAUUCAGGAUUUUGCAAAAGGGAUACAUUAAAGUGCCAACUAUAUGAUUUCCUUUUUUCUAUAUGUGGCAGCACCUCUAAACUCAUCAGGGCGUGAUCUGAGACUAAAAUGAUUCCAAUUGAGCAAUGAACAACAGAUGAAAUGAGGGACUUAGAUAUAUAUAUAUAAAAUCUAUUCUAGAGUUAAUCUUAUGGACUGAUGAAAAAAAUUUAUAGUCCCUACCAGAUGGGUUCAAAAGUCUCCAAAUAUUUAUAAGACCAAGAUUUUUACACAUCCUGAGAAGCGUCAGUGUUGCUCUAGGGGGCUUGCACACUUGUGCUUCAAACAGCUAGUCCAUCGAAAGAUUAAAGUCUCCUCCCAAUAUUAUAUCAUGAGGGGUGCCAGCGGCUUGCAACAUCCCUUCCAGAUCUAUAAAAAAGCCCUGAUCAUCAAUGUUAGGUGCAUAAAUAUUAGCUAAAAAAAGGCUUUGCCCCUGAAUUUCUGCUAAAACAAUAAUGACUCUUCCUAAUUUAUCUUCAAACUGUUUGAGACAUUUGAAUUGUAGAUGCUUACUUAUCUGUGUUAUGACUCCCCUGCUCUUAUUGAGCCAGCACUAAAGAAAACAUAUCUGCCAAAUUUUUCAGCUUCCUGCGGGGAAAGAUGCGUUUCCUGAAGAAAAACUAUAUCAUAUUUCUUACGCUUAAAAGAGAAAUAACCUUCCUUCUUUUUAUGGGGUGCCCCAACCCAUUCACAUUCCAUGUGCAUAGAGACAAUCCGCUCAUAUUAACAUUUGACAUUUUGACAUAUGAGAAAAAAAUUGAUUGUGUGUCAAAAACAAAAUUAUAAAGACCACAUUCUAACAUUAGUGCAACAAUCAAACCCUGAACUUCCCCCAGAACCAAACAAACAGAAAAAAGAAAAAUGUGCGCAUUAACCCCGCGCAUGACUGCGCCAACUGCCGUCCAUCUCUCUAAACUCAACAGUCCAUGCACGCCUACGAGAGCCCCAGCGACAACUUUGCCGGCGGAUUGCUCAAGUCCGGAGUUUCUAUACAAAUUUUGUGAGACAGAGUUACACAACAACUGAUGAUCUAUAAAACAAACUCCAGCCAAUAGAAGGAAUAAACACAAAGAACGUGUAGAUUCAUCCACAUAACUGUCCCGAAGGUGUGUUAUUCCACAAAACAAACUCCAGCCGCUAGGCGGAACCAGCACAAAAAACAAAAGGGGUGCUCUGUUUCCUCGGACAGUCAAACGAAUGUUCAGUGAGCCAGCCCAUUCGGCUUCUACAUGACUGCAACAAAUUAUCUAAUCACUCCAAUUUCUUGCAAGAAAUACUCCACAAAACAAACUCCCGCCAGUAGGAGGCAUAAGCACAAAGAACCUGCAGUUUCAUCCACAAAACAGUCCCGAAGGAGUGUUACUCCACAAAACAAACUGGAACCAGCACAAAAAGAAACAAAAAGGUGCUCAGUUCCUUGAACAGUCAAGUGAAUGUUCAGUGUGUCAGUCCAUUCGGCUACAACGUGAGUACCACAAAAUAACUUACUCCAUUGACUUUAUGAAGGACAUCGCUUGCUGUGGGCAUGUAAAAGUUUUGUGGCCAUCCUUAGCAGCUAUUCUCAAUUUGGCAGGGAACGUCAGUGCAAAAGCGAACUUCCGUUGAUGUAAGAGCUUCUUGCAUUCCUUGAUUCGAUCACGUUUCUCUCUUGUCGAAUUUGCAAAGUCUGGGAACAAGAAAAUGCUGUGGUUCUUCCAAAAAAGCCUUCCUUUACUCCUCGCCUCGCGCAAAACGAGAUCUUUAUCGGAUGAUCUCAGAAAUUUGGCCAGAAUUGAUUGGGGCUUGUCUCCCUCAGCGGAUUGCCGAGCCGCAACCCUGUGAGCUCGCUCGAUUUCCAGCUUAUGGCCUGUUAUUUCAAGCAGAUUCGAAAAAAGCCUGUCCAUAUCCUAAACCCUCUUCGGCUUCAGGAAUUCCGACGAUUCGGACAUUAUUCCACCGGUUACGGUUCUCCUUGUCCUCCAAUUUCUCCCAGACGCACUCCAAAUCCACCUUGGUCGCUAGUGGAUUAGCAGAUAAUUCGCUCCCCAAUGACUCCAGAUAAUCGAUCCGUUUCUCGACAUCCCACACUCUUGUGACCACCUCAGUUAAUUUCAUCUCCAUGGCAGUGAUCGAUCAAUGUAUUACAGCAAGAUCCUCUUAAGUCAGUAACGACCUUUGUCAGCAUUGCUGACAAGUUCAACAUUUCUCGCCGAAUUUCCCGCACUUCCCCAACCAAAUGGAGUCCUAGGCUUGUGGCCUGCUGCUCAGGGGCGUCAGCUUGAGCACAUAAUGUUAAGCUUCAUUUAACGAAUCAAAUAGCUUUCAGCUGUGUUUCUAUAUAAUGGCAAGUGAUUUUCUAGUACCAAAUUAGCAAUUUAGCAUGAUUACUCAAGGAUAUGUUGUUGGGGUGAUGGCUGCUGGAAAUGGGGCCUGUCUUGAUUUGAUAAAAAAAAUGUUGCUGUUUUUUACAUCAGUAAUGUCCUGACUAUACUUUGUGAUCAGUUGAAUGCCACUUUGGUGAAUUAAAGUAUCUAUUUCCUUCCGAAACAGCUAAAUCUGUACAUUAUUCCAAACUUCUGGCCGCCAGUGUAUGUACAUAAUAAGUACAUUGUAUCAAAUGGUUAAGUACAUAGUAGUUAAAUAUAAUACCCACCUAAUAUAAAGUGGGUCACCCUAUUUUUCUUUAACAGUCAUCAGCUAAUUUCUGCCCUAAAAACUUGAUUCAUUUAGAAAUCAAGGAAUGUUACCUUGCCAUUUGCUCCAUUUUGCAUAUCAUAUAUUGCUGCAGUUGGCUUGAUGGCAGUUAAUGUCAUUUAACUUAAUGCAUGUUUUCUUUGUGUAGUAUAAUGUGCAAAAUUCUGAUUUAUUGCUUUCACAGGCCAGACUAUGUCAAUGUAACUCAUUUUCAACACUAAUAUCAACUUCCUUAGAGUCACUGUUCUGAACAGCUCACAGGUUGUGUUCAAGCCAAUGGAAUAAUAGAGUCUGCUGACUUUAACACUGUUAGCAUGCGAGAGAAAAAUUGGCCUUCUAUUGAUUUGUGUUGUUUACCUCCUCAGAGUUUUUGUCAAUAGAAGUUUGGCAAUGGAGAAAAUAAAAUGCUUUGGCUUUGAUAUGGACUACACUCUAGCAGUGUAUAAGUCUCCCGAGUAUGAAUCCCUUGGCUUUGAUCUCACUGUGGAAAGACUGGUUUCCAUUGGUUACCCACAAGAGCUUCUAAACUUUGUCUAUGAUCCUGCUUUUCCCACAAGAGGUUUGGUGUUUGAUACAACGUAUGGAAAUCUGCUGAAAGUUGAUGCAUACGGAAACAUUCUUGUGUGCGCUCAUGGUUUUAACUUCUUGCGUGGUCCAGAUAUAAGAGAGCUGUACCCAAACAAGUUCAUUCAGCGUGGAGAUACAGAGCGAUUCUACAUCCUCAACACACUGUUUAACCUACCAGAGACAUACCUUUUUGCCUGCCUGGUUGACUUCUUCACUAGUUGUGCCAGAUACACAAGUUGUGAGAUGGGCUUUAAAGAUGGAGAUCUUUUCAUGUCCUAUAAGAGCAUGUUUCAGGAUGUCAGAGAUGCUGUGGAUUGGGUCCAUUUCAAGGGGUCUCUAAAGGAGAAGACAGUUGAAAACUUGGAGAAAUAUGUGGUGAAAGACGCUAAAUUGUCAUUGCUUUUGAGCCGAAUGAAUGAAGUUUCCAAAGUGUUCCUUGUUACCAAUAGUGACUACAAGUACACAGAUAAAAUCAUGACAUACUUGUUUGAUUUUCCACAUGGUCCAAAAGCGGAUACACCUCAUCGGCCCUGGCAGUCCUACUUUGACCUCAUUUUGGUCGAUGCCAGGAAGCCUCUGUUCUUUGGGGAGGGCACAGUCCUGAGACAGGUGGACACGAGCACCGGGAGGCUCAAGAUCGGGACAUAUACAGGUCCCUUACAGCAUGGCAUUGUGUAUUCUGGUGGUUCCUCAGACAUAGUGUGUGACCUACUGGGAGCAAAGGGGAAGGACAUCUUGUACAUUGGUGACCACAUAUUUGGAGACAUCCUCAAGUCUAAGAAGCGUCAGGGCUGGAGAACGUUUCUGGUGAUUCCUGAGCUGGCUCAGGAGCUGCAUGUGUGGACUGACAAGAGCAUGCUGUUUGAGGAGCUACAGAGUCUGGACAUUUUCCUGGCAGAGCUCUACAAGCAUUUGGACAGCAGCAGUAAUGAGAGACCCGAUAUCAGUUCUCUUCAGAGGAGGAUUAAGAAAGUGACGCAUGACAUGGACAUGUGUUAUGGGAUGAUGGGAAGUCUAUUCCGCAGUGGUUCUCGUCAGACUCUUUUUGCAUCUCAAGUUAUGCGUUACGCUGACCUGUAUGCUGCAUCCUUCAUCAAUCUACUGUACUAUCCCUUCAGCUACCUGUUUAGAGCCGCCCACGUGCUGAUGCCUCACGAGUCCACAGUGGAGCACACUCAUGUGGACAUAUACGACACUGAGUCGCCCAUGGCGACCCGUAACCGUCACUCCAUUGACUUCAGAGAGCAGGAGAGUAAGAGACACCAGCUCACCCGCUCCAUAAGCGAGAUCAAUCCCCCCCAUCUCUUCCCUCUGACGCCACAGGAGAUCACACACUGCCAUGACGAGGAUGACGAUGAGGAAGAAGAGGAAGAAGAAUAACCAGACCUUUGGCAUUACUGUUAAACUGGAUUCAGGUGCUUUAGAGAUGUGUCUACGGUUUAAACAAGUAUGAUCAUUGCAUUCACAUUCAUUCAUAUACUGUAUUUUGUCGAGAUACAAGAGAGUACGUUUAUUUCUUGCACUGUAUAUUUCAAACCAGGUUCCAUUUUUAGAGUUUGGUGUGAGUAUGAAGAUAAAACUGGGGCUUUUGUUGUUUCAGCUUCUUAUUUUGAAAUGAGGUUUAUGGAAAUCUCACCAUAAGCCUUCACUCACCAAACUGUUGGCCUCACUUAAAAAUGUGUUGAAAAAAAUAAAAAUAAUAAUGAAAAGAAUUCAUUAAUUUCACUGUUUUGGUUAACAGAAAGUUUUCAAUAUCCCUGUUUAAAGUGCAUAACAAAAUCAGUUACAGUAUUUGCAUAUACUGUAAAACAAGGUCUGUCACUGAUUUAGUUAAGCUUGAAAUAAUAGCAUGCUUACUCGUACUAUGGCUCCAUGAAGUAUUAUAGAUUGUGUCUAAACCUUUGGAAAUGAGCCAUGUACUGCAGCAUGCUGGAAAGGAUUUUUGUUUUUGUUUUUUUUUGUCAGAACUGUUAGUAUGCACACUGCUCACAUAAUAUUGGGUGAUUUCCAAGCAAACAUUUAAAAAAUUUACGCAUGCAACUUGCCAUUUUAUACAUGCGUUACAAAUUACUUGGCAAUGCUGCAUAGCUGGAACUGAAGAGUAGAUAGUACUCAACCUCACCUUUUUUAAUGGCUGCUGAGAACAGCUUGGAAGAAUAAGCCAACACUGAAAUAGACAGACACCUGCGUUCUGUUCUAUUCGUUGCGCUGCGUCUAGCUUUUGUGCGCUUGAACUGGUUCGGUCUGAACGGCCCCUUUUGCACUCGCCAUGAUCACUGUGUUAUUAUUAGACCUUGAAUCUAGAGCAUAGAUUCACGAUUUAGCAUUUUUAUAUCCACUGAUAUAUAGUUAGUUCUACCAGGCAUUUUCAAAUGAAUAUUUUCAUUUGAAAUAAUGUUGUUUGAUGUAAGAGCAACCAUAGCAUUUGGGUGGAGACAAUGAAUUAAAAGGGAGAGGGUUUAAGCUGGUCUGGUUGUAAUAAUUGGCACCUGGCCAUGGAAACGAAGCUUUGUGGGUGACAGUGGACCAAGAGGAAGAAAGACUCUGUCAAAAUGAACAUUUGUAGCUAUUGUGUUUAGGCAGAACCUACAGUACAGUUACAGUCCAAAGCUGUCUGGGGACUAUUACAUUAAGGCUUAAUUUUUUUCCCCCGUCUGACACAGUGCUCAAAUUAGCACUAUUAUUUAGCACUAAUAUUUUUGAUGUUUUAUGUAAAGGAUGGAAUGGCCUACUGCCUUGGUCCAUGUUGCUUUGAAAUUAACAUGAGAACCCAUAUAUAAAACUGCAGUAUUUUUCUUGGUUCAUUUGAACAGUAUUUUUUAGUUGGGAUAAUAAAAAAAAAAAAACUGUAGGCUUGAGUUCC